AUGUCUUUCCGCGGUGGUGGAGGCUUUAGGGGUGGAGACCGGGGUGGACGAGGUGGAGGAUUUCGAGGCGGAGAUCGUGGCGGAAGAGGUGGUGGCUUUCGAGGUGGGAGAGGAGGGUUUGCGCCUCAAGGGCCUCCUGAUCAGGUGUUAGAAAUGGGCGAGUUCAUGCACGCAACCGAGGGCGAGCUCGUCUGCUCUUCGAUCAACCCCAAGAUCCCAUACUUUAACGCCCCGAUAUACCUCGAGAACAAGACCUCGAUUGGCAAAGUUGACGAGAUCCUCGGACCGCUAAAUCAAGUUUACUUCACGAUCAAACCACAAGAGGGUAUUCAGGCGACGAGCUUCAAGGCUGGAGACAAGUUCUACAUUGGAGGCGACAAGCUGCUGCCGCUGGAGAGAUUUCUGCCUAAGCCAAAGCCCUUGCCUGGUGCAGCGAAGGUUAAGAAGCCCAGAGGAGCUGGUGGAGCUGGAUCGUUUGGACGAGGUGGGAGAGGUGCUCCUCGAGGCAGAGGCGCGCCAAGAGGACGUGGUGGACCUCCCGGCCGAGGUGGAUUCAGCAGCAGAGGAAGCUUCGGCGGUGGAAGGGGAGGUAGUGGCGGAUUCAGCAGUCGUGGGCGGGGCGCUCCAAGAGGUCGCGGCCGAGGGUACUAG
Recurvomyces mirabilis is the source of this 651-nucleotide messenger RNA. It is a transcript of the gene GAR1, whose product is annotated as H/ACA snoRNP pseudouridylase subunit. The record is from RefSeq and is a predicted model, not a curated record. Lineage: Eukaryota; Fungi; Ascomycota; Dothideomycetes; Mycosphaerellales; Teratosphaeriaceae. The coding region runs from base 1 to 651 and encodes 216 amino acids. The transcript is spliced from 2 exons. Gene Ontology annotation, cellular component: box H/ACA snoRNP complex. Gene Ontology annotation, molecular function: box H/ACA snoRNA binding. Gene Ontology annotation, biological process: snoRNA guided rRNA pseudouridine synthesis; ribosome biogenesis.